Fraxinus pennsylvanica is the source of this 765-nucleotide messenger RNA. Lineage: Eukaryota; Viridiplantae; Streptophyta; Magnoliopsida; Lamiales; Oleaceae. The record is from the annotation of a GenBank genome assembly.
AUGAUCGGCCGUCUCGCCGCCCAGCGUCUCCAUGAGAUCCGUCAAGCGUUCUGCCGAAUCCCUGAGGCUUCGAGAUCAUUUUCAACAGCUCUUAACUACCACAUUGAUUCUCCCGAUAAUAAUCCAGACCUUCCAUGGGAAUUCACGGAUACAAACAAAGUAAAGGUUAAGGAAAUAAUAUCUCACUAUCCGUCCAACUACAAACAAUCUGCCGUCAUUCCAUUACUGGAUCUUGCACAACAGCAACAUGGAGGGUGGCUUCCUGUUUCGGCAAUGAAUGCAGUUGCUAAGAUUAUUGAAGUUGCUCCAAUUCGUGUUUAUGAGGUUGCAACAUUCUAUUCAAUGUUUAACCGAACAAAGGUUGGCAAGUACCACCUUUUGGUAUGUGGUACAACACCCUGCAUGAUACGCGGUUCUAGAGAAAUUGAAGAUGCAUUGCUAGAACACCUUGGAGUAAAGCGCAAUGAAGUAACCAAGGAUGGCUUGUUUUCUGUUGGAGAAAUGGAAUGCAUGGGAUGUUGUGUAAAUGCUCCUAUGAUUACAGUAGCUGACUAUUCCAAUGGAUCUGAAGGAUAUUCCUAUAAUUAUUAUGAAGAUGUCACUCCGAAGCGAGUUUUGGAAAUUGUCGAGGCUCUGAGAAGAGGGGAAAAGCCUCCGCGGGGCACACAAAACCCAAAUCGUAUCAAUUCUGGACCAGAAGGUGGGAACACAACACUGUUAAGCGAGCCUAAGGCUCCUCCAUGCCGGGAUCUGGAUGCCUGCUGA